AUGUCUUCAUCUGAGAGUGGACUAUCCGAUAUUGUCGACCCCAUGGCCAUGGUCUCUGACGACGAGAUCAUCCCAGAGCCAGAGAUUUUAACCUCCGACAUUGAGAGUGACCCGGAGAUGAUGUCAGACGACGAUGACGAUUUCCAGCCUUUUGCACUACCCGACUUUGGCGACGAUGUACCGCAUGCUGAUGGUUUACCCGACGAGGAUCCCUUUCUUAUUCCUAUUCCUGACCAGGACCAUCUCAUCCUCGGACAUCCCGAUGGUGAGCAUGUCGUGGCUCCGAUCCUCGCCCCUUUGCCUCUUGCGGCCUUUCCUUUCGAAGAUUUGCCUUUUGAUGACGUGUCUGAUGAUGAUGUCGAUCUUUUUAUUGAUGGUCCCCUUGAUGAUGCCCUGGGUGAUGGAGUUGUAGCUGAGGAUGCCAUUGUUGUGCCACUCAUUGAGGUUCCUGUUAUUGAGGUUUCCUCUGAUCAUUCUGUUCCAAAUUCUUUCGAGUCUAUAUCAUCCUCCACUUUGCAUGCAUUGGGAUUGCAGCAUUACCCCACUGAUUCUGAUACUGACACGGCCCUGUCUGUCGCACCUACUCCUCCACAUGACUUUGAUCUUGACCUUGAGCUAGACAUUGCCCCUGACGAUCAGCCUGUUGAUGCACCCACUGACCCUAAGCUGAUACCUGCAGAUCCUGAGCCGAUGCCAGCACCCGAGCCUUUACCUGAUCAUGAUCGUGUACCAUUUGGCAUACCUAUUGUUGCACCACUUGUACCAGACCUAAUUCCUGCACCCGCUGACCCUGCUGCUUUUGCCGGUCAAGUAGACCCCCGAUACGCUUUCACCAGCAAUGGGUGGAUAGAUGUUGAUGAUGUACCCCCUUUUGUUGAGCCCGUUACUCCCCCACAUGCACCUGCACCUGUUGAUGUUGCCCUUUUUCACCCGAUUGUGUCCGAUGUUCACCGCACCGACCUACCUGUCACAUUCUUGCAGGACAUUCCCGCACCCCGUCCAGGGGAAGGACCGUCUAGCCAGCAGCCUAGCCACAUUCCACACGUGUCAGCAUCUUUUCCUCACAUACCUCAGUAUACACCUACUGCUCAUUUUACCCUUCAUUGCCAGGGGAGCCACUCAUAUGGUUUCCUGUGA
Helianthus annuus (common sunflower) is the source of this 1137-nucleotide messenger RNA. RefSeq lists its product as uncharacterized. The transcript has a single exon. Bases 1 to 1137 code for a protein of 378 amino acids. The record is from RefSeq and is a predicted model, not a curated record. NCBI's taxonomy places the organism in Eukaryota, Viridiplantae, Streptophyta, Magnoliopsida, Asterales, Asteraceae.